AAUUGUUUUAGCACCAACCAAACGUCGGCCACGGAUGCUUAUGCUCACGGAAAAUAGCUACAGAGGAGAAUUUAAACUAUUUUGACAAUAAGCUACCAAUCUCUGGACCUCUCGCAAGUCGCAAUGGCGUCUCUCGAUUCUCCUCUCUUGAUGAAACUCAUCCUCUUCUUUUUAUCUACUUUUGUUGUCACUUACGUGAGCUCUGAAACAAAGUGCCGGGAAUUCAAAUCGAUCAUCAGUUUCGGAGAUUCAGUUUCCGACACUGGAAACUUUCUUGGUCUCUCUGAUCCUAACAAUCUCCCUCACUUUGCGUUUCUACCGUAUGGAGAGACCUUUUUCCACCAUCCCACAGGUCGUUUCUCAAACGGCCGUCUCAUUAUCGAUUUCAUCGCUGAAUUCUUGAGUUUACCACUUGUGCCUCCAUUUUAUGGAUCUCAAAAUGCAAACUUUGAGAAGGGUGUUAAUUUUGCGGUAGCGGGAGCAACAGCACUGGAACAUUCUUUUCUUGAAGAGAGAGGAAUUGACUUUUUUAACACCAACGUUAGUCUAGCCGUUCAGCUUAGUAGCUUCAAAGAGAGUUUGCCUAACUUGUGUGGUUCUCCUUCAGACUGCACAGAUAUGAUGGAAAAUGCUUUAAUUCUCAUGGGAGAAAUUGGAUUGAAUGACUAUUUUUACCUAUUCUUUGUGGGGAAAAGCAUUCAAGAGGUCAAGGAGUUGAUACCCCUGGUUAUAACUACUGUCUCUUCUGCGAUCACGGAGUUAAUCGGUAUGGGUGGGAAAACAUUUCUGGUGCCCGGAGAGUUCCCUAUGGGAUGCUUAGUAGCCUAUUUGACAUUAUAUCAAACAUCAAACAAAGAGGAAUAUGAUCCUCUGACAGGAUGUUUGACAUGGCUGAACAAGUUUGGAGAAAACCACGAUGGGCAGCUUCGAGCAGAACUCAACAGACUCCAAAAGUUGUACCCUCAUGUCAAUAUCAUAUAUGCUGACUACUACAACGCGUUGUUGCGCUUUUAUCAAGAACCAGCCAAAUUCGGAUUCAUGGACAGACCCUUGUCCGCUUGCUGCGGCGUAGGAGGACCUUACAACUAUACUUCAGUUACGCAAUGUGGCACUGAUGUAGUUGAAGGUUGUAGUGAUCCUUCAAAGUAUGUUGCUUGGGACGGUGUUCAUAUGACUGAGGCUGCGUACAGAUUGAUCUCCGAUGGUAUACUAAAGGGUCCAUAUGCGGUUCCUCCAUUCGAUUGGUCUUGCCUCAGCUUCGAAAUUAAGGAUAAUGGGUCAUCUGACACAAAGAAUUAUUUGUUGAACAAUUGAUAUAAGUUGGUCAUAAAAAUUGUGAGAAGGGUUAUUGAUAAUACCAUGUAUGGUUGGUUUUUCAACCAGAAAAUUCUAAACUUGUGUAGUCUCCCUAAGUCCAAAAGUAGCUUUUUAGUAAACCUUGUUUACUCUGAUUACUCA
This is a messenger RNA of Camelina sativa (false flax), 1458 nucleotides long. RefSeq names its product GDSL esterase/lipase At1g28580. NCBI's taxonomy places the organism in Eukaryota, Viridiplantae, Streptophyta, Magnoliopsida, Brassicales, Brassicaceae. Gene Ontology annotation, molecular function: hydrolase activity, acting on ester bonds. The record is from RefSeq and is a predicted model, not a curated record.